Molecule: messenger RNA, 3053 nt
Organism: Haliaeetus leucocephalus (bald eagle)
Lineage: Eukaryota; Metazoa; Chordata; Aves; Accipitriformes; Accipitridae
Gene: DHX36
Product: DEAH (Asp-Glu-Ala-His) box polypeptide 36
Exons: 25
Coding region: 101-2833 (910 amino acids)
Cellular component (GO): cytoplasm; nucleus; intracellular anatomical structure
Molecular function (GO): DNA helicase activity; ATP binding; G-quadruplex RNA binding
Source: RefSeq, a predicted model, not a curated record
CCCCCGCCACCUCAAGGGCCGCGAGAUCGGGCUGUGGUACGCGCGGAAGCAGGGCCAGAAGAGCAAGGAGACGGACCGGCAGCAGAGAGCCGUUGUGCGUAUGGAUGAACGCAGGGAAGAGCAAAUUGUGCAGCUGUUGAAUACGGUCCAAACUAAAAAUGAAAAGGAGCAAGAAGCCAUGUCCUGGUGGUCUGGGGAUGAAGAAGGACCUACUCCAGAACAGCCUGCAAAAGUGAAAACAGAUACUGAAAAAGCUCCUGUAAGACAGAGGCCAGUCUUGGAAAAAACAUUUCUUGAUCGGGAUGUGGAAUAUCUCUUUGAAAAAAAUGAGCAAGAUACUGAUUUAGAUGAGCAACUUAAAGAAGACCUAAGAAAGAAGAAAUCUGAUCCUAGAUAUAUUGAAAUGCAGAGAUUCCGAGAGAAACUCCCUUCAUACGGGAUGAGACAGGAACUUGUAAACCUUAUAAACAAUAAUCGAGUAACUGUGAUAAGUGGUGAAACUGGUUGUGGAAAGACAACCCAAGUUACACAGUUCAUCUUGGAUGAUUACAUAGAGCGAGGGAAAGGGUCUAUGUGCAGGAUUGUUUGUACUCAGCCUAGGAGGAUCAGUGCUAUUUCGGUGGCUGAGAGAGUUGCUGCUGAAAGGGCAGAAGCAUGUGGUAAUGGCAAGAGUACAGGAUACCAAAUUCGUCUACAGAGUCGGUUACCAAGGAAACAAGGUUCAAUUUUAUACUGUACCACAGGAAUUGUCCUACAGUGGCUCCAGUCAGAUAAGCACUUGUCCAGCAUUAGUCAUGUAGUCCUUGAUGAAAUUCAUGAAAGAAAUCUUCAGUCAGAUGUCUUAAUGAGCAUUAUUAAAGAUCUUUUGAAUAUUCGUUUGGAUUUGAAAGUAAUACUAAUGAGUGCUACUUUAAAUGCAGAGAAGUUUUCGGAGUAUUUUGAUCAUUGUCCAAUGAUUCACAUACCUGGGUUCACUUUCCCUGUGGUGGAGUAUCUUCUUGAAGACGUAAUUGAGAAGUUGAGGUAUACUCCAGAGAACACAGAUCGUCGGCCACGGUGGAAGAAAGGCUUCAUGCAAGGACAUGUAAGCAGACCAGAAAAAGAAGAGAAAGAGGAAAUCUACAGGGAACGAUGGCCAGACUAUUUGAGGCAGCUGCGGGGCAGGUAUUCAGCAAGUACUAUAGAUGCCUUGGAAAUGAUGGAUGAUGACAAGGUCGACCUUGACCUUAUAGCAGCACUUAUCAGACACAUCGUUUUGGAAGAAGAGGAUGGUGCAAUUCUAGUGUUUCUUCCAGGCUGGGACAACAUUAGCACUUUGCAUGAUCUCUUGAUGUCACAAGUCAUGUUUAAGUCAGAUAGGUUUAUUAUCAUACCUUUACAUUCAUUGAUGCCUACUGUUAACCAGACUCAGGUUUUUAAGAAGACCCCGCCAGGAGUAAGGAAAAUCGUGAUUGCUACCAACAUUGCAGAGACUAGCAUUACAAUAGAUGACGUCGUGUUUGUUAUAGAUGGUGGAAAAAUAAAGGAAACUCACUUUGACACACAGAACAACAUUAGCACAAUGGCAGCAGAGUGGGUUAGUAAAGCUAAUGCCAAGCAGAGGAAAGGUCGAGCAGGAAGAGUUCAGCCAGGCCACUGUUAUCAUCUGUACAAUGGACUACGUGCUAGCCUUCUAGAUGAUUAUCAGUUACCAGAGAUCUUGAGGACACCUUUGGAAGAGCUCUGUUUACAAAUCAAGAUUCUAAAGCUUGGUGGAAUUGCUUAUUUUCUGAGCAAACUAAUGGAUCCACCAUCUCGUGAUGCUGUAAUGUUGGCUAUAAAUCAUCUAAUGGAGCUGAAUGCUUUGGACAGACAAGAAGAACUGACUCCACUAGGUGUCCAUUUAGCACGAUUACCAGUUGAACCACAUAUUGGAAAGAUGAUCCUCUUUGGAGCUUUAUUCUGCUGCUUGGAUCCAGUACUUACAAUUGCAGCUAGCCUCAGCUUCAAAGACCCUUUUGUCAUUCCUCUGGGCAAAGAGAAAGUAGCGGAUGCAAGAAGAAAGGAACUGUCAAAGAACACUAAGAGUGAUCAUCUAACUGUGGUGAAUGCUUUCACGGGCUGGGAAGAGACUCGGCGGCGUGGUUUCAGAACUGAGAAAGACUAUUGCUGGGAGUAUUUCCUGUCUUCAAAUACACUCCAGAUGCUGCAUAACAUGAAAGGACAGUUUGCUGAGCAUCUCCUUGCAGCUGGAUUUGUGAAUAGCAGAGACCCCAAGGAUCCCAAAUCUAAUACCAACUCAGAUAAUGAGAAGUUGCUCAAAGCGGUCAUCUGUGCUGGCUUAUAUCCAAAAGUUGCAAAGAUCCGGCCAAGUUUCAGCAAAAAGAGAAAAAUGGUGAAAGUUUGCACCAAGACAGAUGGAACAGUUAAUAUUCAUCCGAAAUCGGUUAAUGUGGAAGAAACAGAGUUCCAUUAUAACUGGCUUGUGUACCAUUUGAAGAUGCGAACUAGCAGUAUUUACUUGUAUGAUUGUACAGAGGUCUCUCCCUAUUGUCUCUUGUUCUUCGGAGGAGAUAUAUCCAUUCAGAAGGAUAAAGAUCAGGAUACCAUCGCUGUGGAUGAAUGGAUUGUUUUCCAGUCUCCAGCAAGAAUAGCGCACUUAGUUAAGAAUUUAAGACAAGAGCUUGAUGAUCUUCUACAAGAAAAAAUAGAAAACCCACAUCCCGUGGACUGGAAUGAUGUUAAAUCCAGGGAGACAGCAGUACUGACAGCUAUUAUAGACUUAAUCACAACACAGGAGAAUGAAAGUGCCAGAAACUAUGCUCCACGAUUCCAGAGUGAACGCUAUAGUUGACACACUUUCAUCUGUAUUGAUAAAGCCAACACAUUCACCUUGUUUUGUUUUUUAUAGCAUUUAUUUAGCUAGAGGAAAAACUUUUUUAGGGUAAGCUGCUAAUUCCCUCAUACUGAAGAGCAGUUAUUUCAAAAUAGUUGGUAAUAUCUGUAUAUGCAUGGUAUUCUGUGUUCAGUGUAGCUUUUUAAAUAAGAGAAAUGCAAUGCUAGCAAUGUUAGUU